This is a messenger RNA of Amoebophrya sp. A25, 920 nucleotides long. The record is from the annotation of a GenBank genome assembly. NCBI's taxonomy places the organism in Eukaryota, Dinophyceae, Syndiniales, Amoebophryaceae.
AAUUUCCCCAACUUCUUCAACCCCUCAAUGACCGGUGGUUGUCUGCUUGAGGAAGCGGAUCAUAGCGCAGCUUUCGGCUGGGGCGACGUCGAUACGCCUGAUAUCGUUGCGCGAGAGAGGAGUACGAGCAACAUUGGAGAACAGGCCAGUGCCGCAACUUCUACCGACGCGACUCAUAGGCACCACGUGGGUGCGUCUAGAAGGGAGGGAGUUGAUGAUGCAACUGCUACGACGUCCGAUCAUCCAAGUGCCGAUACGUUGGUAGAGGGGUUUGCCCCUGACGACAAUAGAUUGCGAACUGCAGAAACAGACGUCCUGUUCGCCGAUCAGCAAAACCAGCACUCCCGAUUUUACAAGCGCAUUCCGGAGGCGCUCGGGGUACGAUUGAACUUGCUCAAAGGGUUGCGCAUUAACCAACACCUUCGACUGAAUUUCGAUCCUCAGCCCGUGUCGUUCGAUACGGCUACGCCACGCCUCACGAUAGCAAACGGCAGCGAAGUGCCAGAUAGCGCAAGUGGUAUGCCCACGAGCGCACAGCGGCAACGUCGGAAUUACGACCACAACAUCUAUCGCGCUGUCAUUAGUAUGGCCUACCAUGUUGGCGUGAAGAAGCACCACGCAAAUCCGAGCCAAGGUAGCUCGCCGCGGGCUUCCACGCAGGAAAUUGUACACAUGCUGCAGAAGCAUGCGGCUGCUGCGCAGCGGCGCCGGCGUGUUUUAGGACGUGGAUACGAUGUGGGAGAUCGACAUGCAGCGCCAGCUCCCAUGAAAGACGACCGGGUACCGCGCAUUGUUGCUGGCUUGUCGCGCAAUGAGUUUGCGACGAGAACUACACGAGGAGGCCAAAGCGGGAACUCUUUGCCAGGUUACAGUCCCUCGGGCAGCACACCAAUCGGCACUGACCCAGCGUUGAAUCCCGG